UCUGUCUGCAUCUGUUUUUAAAAAGUUCUAAAUAAUAUAUUAUUAAUCACGUAUGUCAUUUUACUCAGUUAGAUCCCCGAGUUGAAUGCAAAUAUUUGUUGUCUUUCUCCUUACACUUCGGUGAACUUUGACCAUUUCUGUAGAAAUGAAGGAGAGCGAAACAGAAGACAUUAUUAACUGCAUCCGGAACUCAAUUGAGGUACUCAUUUUGAAUAUUGCUGGAUCCAAAUUCGCCUGUUUACAAUAUGCCCUAAAAGUAUGUACUAUAUUUGUGAAGGACAAAGUUCAUUCUUUUGAGUGUGAGCAGACCCAGAUAGCAACUUUGUGUCGGCCCACAUCUGGCACAUGGAAUGAUGAUCUGGGCCACAUGCAGUGGGAAUGAAGGCACUUGGGCAGACUGCUCCUGUUUGCCAGAUGAUUGCUGCUUGCAGAAUUAGUCAAACAAUUCAGCCCAACAUUAAUCAGCCUUGACAAAGAUGAUGCCUGCUCUGCCCAAAUAAUUAACUGCUCGCCGUCAAACAUUUCGAAAACAUUCUUACUCCCCUGAAAGAUGUGCGCACAUCUGUCUCCUCAGUGCCAUCACAAGCCCCUUCUGGCAACUCCUAACACUUGAGACACCUCUCGAGCUUUUCUUAAAUAACUGGGAGAGUAAUAGGGAUUUUAGCUUAAGAAAUUUGAUAACUUGCUUUUACACUUACGUUUGAAAGUAGGAUUCAAUUUCAUGAAUUCUCAGCACUUAAGACAAAAAUGGCACUUUGAGAAACUUGAUAAAUACGGGCCCUGGGGCCAUACUCACAAGUCAUCUUAAGGCUAAAAGCAGCUCCUAACUUGCUGAUUUAGGAGAAACUCUUAAAAAUAAUGGGUGUGUUAUUCCUUUUUUAGGACUCCAAAUUUUUUGCUCUACUGCUUAUUGUAACCCAUGGCUCACUGCAAAAUGUUACUCUAUCUACAUUUUUGCAAAACCUUUCCUUGCACACAAUAUUACGACCUCAAAGCACUUUUUCAUAGUGCAUGACGUGCAAGCAAAUUGAUUUUAAUAUUUCCACUAUAUACGUAACUCUUUAUACGUUUUUUUCUUUUUUUCUGAUGCAACAAAAUUGCUUUGCUCAUUGGUACAGCAGUGCACUUGUGAUGCAGAGAUACUCGGGUAGUAUUCCUGUGCAACUCCACUAAUGAGCUCAAAUGUGUGAUUUUUUUAAAAAUUUAUUUAUUUAUGCAAUGGUCGUUUUGAAACUGAUAAUAUAAGUCAUUUUAAACCUAUAUGAAAAAAACUGUAGUAUGAUUUCAAACAGUAUGUAUGUAUGGCUACAAAAAUGUAAUGGAUGAUGAGUCCAGAUAUAUAAUAGAGAAGAGUAAUAUUUUUUUAAUGUCGUAACACGAAUGUUUCAUUUUGUUUUCCUUGAGGAUGAUACGCAGCAUUUUCUGCAUGGCCUCUAGGUGGCAGUGCUUAAUAAUACAAUAAUCAGCCCUAAACAGCCCCUUAGUAACUGUGCACAUUAUUUUUCAAUAAAUAUUCAUGUUUUGGUUAUUUGUUAUUUAUUAUAAUAUUAUCAGUAUCUUACAAUAAAAGAACUGUUUAAAUGUUGCUCUUAAUUUGAGCAAUAAUUAUUCCUUGAAAAAAUAUAUAGCAAGAAAAGAAUCGCAGUAAUUAAAGAGUAUUUUGCAUUUGUUAAUUUAGCAGAUGCAUUUAUCCAAAAAAACUUAUAAAUGAGGAAAAUACAAGCAAGUGUGGUGAUAGAUAUGGACACAAUUUCAGGAUCAUGUUUCAGAUUUCCUCUGAGUGUGCUACUUUAUGGCAAGCCGCUUUGACUUUUAUUCAUUCUCAGGAUAUGAAUUCUUGAUAUCAACAAUUCAGUUCUUGUUAAGUUAAACUUGAAAUUCUAAGGAAAAAUUGUAUUCAUUAUUGUUAAAUAAAGAAUGGAAAUCUAUCAGAUGAGAUGAGGUUUGAUGUGAGAUCAAAAUGAAUGAAUACUAUUGGUUAUGGACACAUAGUGCAACCUGGAAGGAACAAGGAAGCUGAUUGACCAUUGGAUCUCCACAUGUCACAUAGAACCAGGUGUGCCUGUUUGAUAAUCAGUGUGCAGAGGAUCUCUGCUGGCAGUGAAUGCGCUUCUUUUACCCAAGUUGGUGCUAAUACUGGUUAUAAAACCAAAGGAGAAGGGUUGCUAAAGCAUGCAUGGAUAUAGCCACUGAGUUUGGAAGAAACCACAUGCUGAGUUUGGUCAAAGACAGUUGGGAAAAGCCACAAUGUGUUCAUCAACUUUGAGACGCUACUGGUUAUUAAGCUAAACAUCUGACUAAGCAUCUGAGUUAAACAUCUGAAUUAACCUGUGAAGAAAAGCAAAUAAGGAUCAAGUUGUUACUGAAAAUAAAUUGCUUCGAUGAUAAAGGAUGUUUUGAGUUAUUCCAUGCGCACUCAAGAGUUGACUGUCAAGUUAGGGCAAACAUUGUGGCAGAGAAGAAUCCCUACAUAACUUGACACUUAAUAACCAAGCUUGUGGAUCAGAAGAUUAAAGGCUUCUGAUGGUCCAGAAAACAAAGCUGGCGCAAGGGACAAGAAUUAACAUUGUUAAUAUAAGUCAUCAGUGAAUUAAUUGAGCUGUUUAAAGACGACAUAUCGUUUGACUUGAGGAAAAAAAAGAUGGCAGAAGAAGCCUUGGGGAAAACGGUGGACCAACUUAAAAGAGAGAGAACCACUGCAAAGAUGUGUUUUACCAAGCAACUAAACCUUUUUAUUCGGCAGUCAAGCCAAAUGAUUGAAUCUGAACUCGGGAAGGAGUUCCAGAAACUCUCUUGUAGUGCAAGAGCACUUUUUGAUGCAAAUGAUGACUAUAAGAUGGGAUUGUUUGCAGAGCAGGGAGCUGAUGCAAAGAGUGCUGAGAGAGUGGAGCUUGAAAUGCAGCAGGCAGCGGAUAUUGAGAAAACUGUAAGUGACUGAGAGACAAAGCUUGAAGAGGUGCGGAAAAUGGUCCAAAUUAACUUGUGGCAAAGAUAUGGCCAAGAGGAAUUGACUGCUGCAAUAGAUGAAGCUGAGAAAGCUUGUGAUCAUUCUGCUUCAAUACCUGUUGCUGGUGUCAAUUGUGAAGGAUAUGAAGUUCAACUAAUUCAUUUAGAAAGGCUUGUGAACAGAGCAGUCAAAACUCUAUCCAGCUGGGAGUGAUGGAUUCCUAGAAUGGAGAAGAAGGACUUUGAGAGAAGAGUAAAGCAGUUAAAAGUACAAAAUAAUGGACUUGUUUCAAGAAACAGUGAAUUUAUUACUGCACGUAAUGUUGAAAGACGUUCUCAACUUGCAAGUCCUGUAAGCCCAAACACAGCUCUCCAAACUAUGCCGAUCACACCAGUUGUGAGAAUAAAACCAACUAGUUUGCCUAAAUUUAGUGGUAUCAAGAGAGAUUUCUUUCACUGGAAGAAGGAUUGGGAAAGUUUGCAGAAACAAGGAGAACCAACUGGAUCAGUAGAGGUCAAGAAAAUCCAGCUCCUAGACAGCUUGGACGACAGAAUUGUUAAGGAUCUGAGGCUAUCAAGUUACAGCACUGCUGAGGAUGUGUUUAGAGUGCUGGAGAAUCGAUAUGGCAACAAGGUAACAAUUGCCAUGGAAAUUAUUGAAGAACUGGAGAGAAUUCCUGCUGUAAAGGGCAAUCAACUCAGAAAAGUGAUAGAAUUGAUCCAGACUGUUGAAAAAGCUUUAUCCGACCUGACAGAUCUGGGGAACACUGGUGCAAUAAAGAACCCUCUCGUUAUCAAGUCUAUUGAGAGUAAACUGCCCGAAUUUGUAAAAAUAGACUGGCUUAUCUUCAUGAUUGACCCUCAUAAUGGUGUAACUUCAGGGAAUCACUUUGACCUCCUGUUGAAGUUUUUAAAGAAACAGGAAGACAUUCUUGAGAAACUUGAACAGCUCAGAAUCACAGACAAGGUAGAAAGACCAGAUAAAGCAGAAAAUAGAUUUGAAAGGAGGUAUGCAUCUACAAGAACCACAAAGAAAGAUUCUGAUGGUGGUUGUACUGUGUGUGGAGCUUUAAAUCAUAAAGACAAGAUUUUCUUCUGUAAGAAGUUUAAGGAGCUAAAGCUAGCUGAGAAGAAAGCUGCUCUGAGAAAGAUUGGGGCAUGCAAAAAAUGCCUUGGAUGUCAUGAGGGUGACCGCAACUGCAGAGACACAUUCUUGUGUAAAAAUAGGGACUGCAGAAGAGAAAAUGCACCUGAUCAUCAUUAUUUUCUCUGUCCAAGACGAGAAUCCACAAGUGGCAGUGAGAAAAGGCCUCUAAAAGACAGUAGAAAGGUAAAUGUGCUAACCGCAGAACAAGAGGAGGUUUUAGCUGAACUUUCCCCAGAGCUGGCUGAGCGAUGUAGAAAUGCUUUUGACAACAAAGCCGCAGUAGUAACUGGCACUGGAAAAACCCAAGUUGGACUUUUACAGGAAAGUAGAGUGCAAGAACUACCUGUCAUGAUGAUGCUCAUGAAAGUUACAGCUAAUGCAGGGCAGAAGAUUGGAACUUUAGUAGACCUUGCAUCAGAUACCAACUAUAACCCACAAGGCUGCAGAAAGGUUGAGGUUAAGGAGCGAAGAUGUCACUUUGGUAGUGCAUGGAGUUGCUGGAAUGACCAUCAAGGUGAAAACCAAGCGAUAUCUUCUUAGAGUCAGAGUCAAGACUGAUGAGGACAAAGAAAGAGCGCACGAGCUUCUGUUAUGGCUUGG
This is a messenger RNA of Megalobrama amblycephala (Wuchang bream), 4693 nucleotides long. RefSeq lists its product as uncharacterized. The record is from RefSeq and is a predicted model, not a curated record. NCBI's taxonomy places the organism in Eukaryota, Metazoa, Chordata, Actinopteri, Cypriniformes, Xenocyprididae. Bases 3173 to 4633 code for a protein of 486 amino acids. The transcript has 2 exons.